AUUUCCACUACUAACUCCUCCACAUUCGGAUAUAAGCUUCAUUUUGCGAGCAUUCAUUGAACUUCAAAACCAGUGGUGUCCAACGUGGCGCCACAAACGAAUGUUCAUUCUCAACUACAAUCCUGAACCGCUUUCCGAGGACAUUUUGACCGCUAUAUUGAAGCUAAACGAUCCGCCUAAAAUCAUAUCCUCUGAACCCAACGGCUGGACAUAUUGGACUUUCGAGAAUCGCCGUUGUGCGGUUGUGAUGGUUCGAGGAUAUGAGAGAUUAAUAGUAAUUAGCUAAGCUGUGAAAGUAUAUAUACAACAACUAAUAAUACUCUUCUUUAUGCAGCCGGCAACUCCUGUCUAUUUCGGUGGUCGAUACUUUAUAUUCCACGCAAAGUUGGAGGAAAAUGUGUUCAUGGACGAUCUCAACAGUGGAAAUGGUUACAUUCUCGACAAGGCGUAUCACAUUCUGUACAACCGGACGGCAAUUGAGAUCUACCACAAGAAUUUCUUCACCAACCAAACCAUACAGCUCGAUCCGCUUAACAUACGCGUUCCGAAUGAUCUGAUGAAUCUUUACGGACGUAGGCUUCGUCUAUCGGUUCCUGAUGGCAAUCAAGAAGUCAUCUCUUUUGACGCCUAUCUCGGAGAGACGAUAGCUCGGCGGCGAAAUGCAUCGUUCGAAUUAGCACGUACGCUGGAUACCGACACGGACUAUGCUAUAGUAAAUAUUGGAAUGCCUCUCCAGGGUACGGACAAAAUGAUUGCUAUUGGGAGUACAUUUAUCAGCGUACUAGUUCCACGUAGCAAACCAAAAUCAGUGAUCGCGGUACUAAUCGAUCCGUUUGACUACUACAGCUGGAUCGCACUCUUCGUCCUGAUUUUCGUUCUGGCUGCGGUACUCUCACUAUUCGGUGAAUUUCUAAGUAAAUUGACUUUUUUGGAAGUCGUCGUCGAGAUGAUCAUGUGCAUUCUGGGUGGUCCGUCGCUCAAGUAUGGAGGCUGGUUUGAGAACCAGAUCAUCACCAACUACUGUCUACUUUCUAUUGUGAUCGUGUCCUCCUACCAGUCGCUAAUCAUCUCUUACCUUUCCUUUACGCGUUACCACCCAGAGAUCGAUUCCGCAAUAGACAUACGCAACAAUUUGGAGUAG
Anopheles funestus (African malaria mosquito) is the source of this 1141-nucleotide messenger RNA. RefSeq lists its product as uncharacterized. Bases 329 to 1141 code for a protein of 270 amino acids. The record is from RefSeq and is a predicted model, not a curated record. The transcript is spliced from 3 exons. Lineage: Eukaryota; Metazoa; Arthropoda; Insecta; Diptera; Culicidae.